This is a messenger RNA of Sporothrix schenckii 1099-18, 2619 nucleotides long. RefSeq lists its product as uncharacterized. Bases 1 to 2619 code for a protein of 872 amino acids. The transcript has a single exon. The record is from RefSeq and is a predicted model, not a curated record. Lineage: Eukaryota; Fungi; Ascomycota; Sordariomycetes; Ophiostomatales; Ophiostomataceae.
AUGUCCAUCGCGAGCACAGCAGCGUCUGCCGCGGCCUCGACGCUCGCCACGUUGGCGACGACGCUGACGACCGACCUGACCACCGCCGCAUCGACAGCGACGGCAGACACAUCGCCAACUCCGUCAGCCACCACCAUCCCCGCCGGCCACGGCGACGGCCACCACGGCACACAUGGCGACCGGCAUUCAAACGACAGCCGACGCAGCGUCGUCAUCGGCGUCGUCUCGUUCCUCCUGCCCUUCACCACCGCCGUCGUCUUUUUGCGCAUCUACACGCGCCGCUACCUCAGCCGCCGUGCCGAUGCCGUCGGCGCCGACGACUGGACCAUGCUCGCGGCCCUCGUGCUCGCAGUCGUCGACGGCAUCACCAUGCUGCUCAUGACCACCCAGGGCUUCGGCCGCCACAUGUGGACGCUGACGGCCGACCAGAUCACCACCUACAACAUGUACUUUUACCUGUCCAUUGUCUUCUACUAUGCCUGCCUCGGCACCGUCAAGACCGCCAUCUUGCUGCAGUACCUGCGCGUCUUUGCCGUCAAGAUGCGCAAGAUCACCCUCGUCGUGCUCGUGCUCAUCGGCCUCUGGAGCACCGCCCUCUUCCUCGCCGGCGUCUUUGCCUGCCAGCCCAUCCACGCCUUCUGGGACAAGUCCGUCCCCAACCACCACUGCAUCUCCGACCUGCCCCAGUGGUACAUCAACGCCGCCGGCAACAUUGCCACGGACAUUUUGAUCUUCGCCCUGCCCAUCCCCGUCCUGUGGCGCCUCAACCUGCCGCAGUCGCAGCGGCUGUCGCUGAUUGCCGUCUUUGGCCUGGGCUUCUUCACCUGCGCCAUCUCCGUCAUCCGCAUCUCCUUUUUGAACCUGAACGGCGACGACACCUACACCAACGUGGCCGCCGCGUGCUGGUCCAUCAGCGAGCUGUGCUGCGCCAUUGUAUGCUCGUCGCUGCCGACCCUGCGGCCCAUAUUGUUCCAUCUGUUGCCCAAGCCGCUGCGUCAUCAUUAUGGCAGUAACAACAACAACUACUACCACAACCACAAUCACAACCACAACCAAACCACCCACGGAAACAACCCCAACAUGUACCGCACCUCGACCCGCCACCGCCAGUCCGCGUACCUCAACGCCUACGCCAACAGCUUGGGUGGCUUCACCGACCUGGGCCACGAUCUCGACCACACCUUUGGCCGCGACGGGUACCGCCUCAAAUCCGUGUCCACGCGGGACGACGACGCCACGCCGGCCAACAUUGACACCGACGCCGACACCAACGCCGAUGGUAUGGUCCGUCGCACCAGCCGCACAAUGAUCAUCCCGCCCCGGCCGCACCGGCCCGUCUCCUCCUACUACUUCAACCUGUUCAACCACCAGCACCCCUCCGCAGCCCAACAAGCAACGAUGCAAGCUGUCCCAGCAGCCGAGUCGCCCGCAGCCACCACCUCGGACAAGAUUGGCUUGAGUUUUACAAGAACCACGAGCCAUCUUCGAAGCACCUCCUCGCUGGGUGACAGCAGUAACAGUGACAGCGACAGCGGCUUCCAUGGCCCUGGCGGACACGGCCGGGGCCGCAGCGUGAACCGAGACCGAGACCGCAACCGCAACCGAAACACCCUCCGCAUGGCCCGCAACCGCCGACCACGGACCGCCAGCAGCGGCAGCGACAUGGAGAGCGACAGCGACCUCGACCGGUACAUGCAGUGGGCCGGCCGCGACUACUACCAGUCACAGCACUACCGCUACCGCCAUGACAACAGUGACGCCAACGACAACGACAGCGGCAACCGAGUUGGCGGCGACCUAGAAAAGAAGGCCGCUGCUUCGCCGCCGCCCGCAGCGGCCACGAUGACGACGACGGCGUCGCCCAGCAGCCUCGUCACGCAACAGUCAUCGUUGAUGACGACGCCCUCGCACCGCGGUGCCAACACCCGCAACAACAGCAGUAGCCGCGCCGAGAUGCUAGGCCAGGCCGCACAGGCGCUCCGCCGCAACGGGACCAAGCCGACCGUGGAUGCGCACCGACGCACCAAAUCCGGCGCCACCUUCUUCUUGUCCGACGACGAGGACGGCGAUGACGACCACAAUGCGAGCCACGGCAGCAACGGUGGUGGCAGCAACAGAAGCAGGGCGGAGAGCAAGAAGGGGCCGUCGGCACCGUCCUCCGCGGCCCCCACGCGCGCCCAGUCGCCAGCGGCAUCGCUGCCGCCCCCCUCGCCGCCCCGCUCCUACAGCUACAGCCACCUGCGCCGCAUGGCCGCUGCGGUCGCCGACGGUGUCAGCACAGCCGCCAACGCGGGCAUUGGCGUCGCCGGCACGGCUGGGAGCAUCGGAGCCGGCCGCGAGAAGAGCCGAAGCAGCAGUGCCGGCGGUCCGCGAAACGACAAAUCGCCGUCCGCCGCGCUGGCCGCACCCGCCAUUGCACCCCCCAUGCCGUCCCUCAACCCAGCCGACCCGCUGGCCAUUGACCGGGACGCCUACCUGGGUCUGCGCCAGGGGACAGUCACCUCCAUCGAGGCGAAUCGGCCGUCGACGGCGGAGGCCGAAGCCCUCGGGUUGACAUUGCUGACAGGCCCCGGCAUCCAGAUACGCCGCGAGGUCGCCCAGGAUGUGGAGCCCGCCUGA